This is a messenger RNA of Protobothrops mucrosquamatus (brown spotted pit viper), 2779 nucleotides long. RefSeq names its product glucosidase II alpha subunit (gene GANAB). The record is from RefSeq and is a predicted model, not a curated record. Gene Ontology annotation, cellular component: glucosidase II complex. The transcript is spliced from 23 exons. NCBI's taxonomy places the organism in Eukaryota, Metazoa, Chordata, Lepidosauria, Squamata, Viperidae. Gene Ontology annotation, molecular function: carbohydrate binding; glucan 1,3-alpha-glucosidase activity. Gene Ontology annotation, biological process: N-glycan processing; carbohydrate metabolic process. Bases 68 to 2779 code for a protein of 903 amino acids.
AAACGUAAAACCUGGGAGUUCCCCUUACCGGGCGCUGCUGGAAUCCCUGCAGCUCAGCCAAGACUCUAUGAAAAUCCAGCUUAUUAAUGAAGCCAACAAGGUUCCUCUCCUCCUGGAGUUUUACGGCCUGAAGGGGAACAUGACCCGCCUGCGGAUCAACGAACUGACGCCCCUCAAAGCCCGCUAUGAGGUACACGACGUCUUAAUCCAGGACCCUCCCACCUCCAGAUUGUCUGUCACAGGCCGCGACGAGAACAGUGUGGAGCUGUCGCUGGAGGAGGGGACUCACAAGGUGAUCCUGACGGCGAAGCCCUUUCGCAUGGACUUGCUGGCGGGGCGGGAGCUGGUGUUGAGCGUCAAUUCCCGGGGCCUGCUGGUGUUUGAGCAGCUGCGAGAGAGGAAGGACUCUUUCUCGGAUAAAGUUAGUGACACGGUCGUUAGCAUUUGGGAUAGGAUCACGAGCCUUUUCUCUAGUACGCCGGCGAAGGAAGCCGAGUCGGAAGAAGAAGAGUCUGACGACACGGCUAAUCCCGUUUUGCCUUCGGAAGAGGAGUCGGCGGAGAAAACGGAGCAGCCUGAGGAGGCCUCCCAAAAGGACGCUGAAGAGGAUCCAGGAUCCUGGGAAGAAACUUUCAAGACCCACACGGAUAAAAAACCCAAUGGACCAACGUCGGUGGGACUUGAUUUCUCGUUCCCGGGAGUGGAGAACGUCUACGGCAUCCCAGAACACGCGGAUAACCUCCGUCUGCGAACCACUGAGGGAGGAGAUCCGUACCGUCUCUAUAACUUGGACGUCUUCCAGUACGAACUCUACAACCCGAUGGCGCUCUACGGAUCGGUCCCGGUGUUGUUAGCUCACAGCGCCCAGCGCACCCUCGGCAUGUUUUGGCUGAACGCAGCCGAGACCUGGGUGGACAUCACCUCCAACACAGCGGGCAAGACCAUGUUUGGGAAGAUGCUGGAUUACAUACAAGGAGGCGGCGAGACGCCCCAGACAGACGUCCGCUGGAUGUCGGAGAGCGGAAUCAUAGACGUGUUCCUCUUGCUGGGCCCUUCGCCCACGGACAUUUUCCAGCAAUACGCGUCCCUCACAGGCACCCAGGCCCUGCCUCCCCUCUUCGCCCUGGCUUAUCAUCAGAGCCGCUGGAACUACAACGACGAGGAAGACGUGGCCGCCGUGGACAACGGCUUCGACGACCACGACAUCCCCUACGACGUCAUCUGGCUGGACAUCGAACACACCGACGGCAAGCGCUACUUCACCUGGGACCCCAACAAGUUCGCCCACCCCCUGGAGAUGCUGCAGCGGCUGGCCGCCAAGAGGAGAAAGAUGGUGAGCAUUGUUGACCCGCACAUCAAAGUCGACAAUGGCUACCGAAUCCACAAUGAAAUCCGCUCCCGGGAUUUUUACGUCAAGACCAAAGAUGGGAAUGACUAUGAAGGCUGGUGCUGGCCAGGUUCUGCGGGCUAUCCCGAUUUCACCAACCCCGAGAUGCGUUCCUGGUGGUCCAGCAUGUUUGCUUACGACCAGUACGAGGGUUCCAUGGAGAACCUCUACACCUGGAACGACAUGAACGAGCCUUCGGUCUUCAACGGUCCCGAGGUCACCAUGCACAAGGACGCCGUCCACCAGGGUGGGUGGGAGCAUCGCGAUGUCCACAAUCUCUACGGCUUCUACGUGCAAAUGGCGACCGCCGAGGGACAGGUGCAGCGGUCCGGCGGCAUGGAGCGGCCCUUCGUGUUGACCCGAAGCUUCUUUGCGGGUUCACAACGUUACGGGGCUGUAUGGACCGGAGAUAACGCAGCCGAAUGGGACCACCUAAAGAUCUCCAUACCCAUGUGCCUGAGCCUCGCUCUAGUGGGCAUCUCUUUCUGUGGAGCUGACGUGGGUGGCUUCUUCAAAACUCCGGAGCCGGAGUUACUGGUGCGCUGGUACCAAGCGGGGGCCUAUCAGCCCUUCUUCCGGGCGCACGCACACGUGGACACCACCCGCCGGGAGCCCUGGCUCUUCGGCGACGAGAACAAAGCGCUGAUCCGGGAGGCCAUCCGCCAGCGUUACGCUCUGCUUCCCUUUUGGUACACCCUCUUCUAUCAAUCUUACCGGACCGGGCAGCCCGUCAUGAGACCGCUGUGGGUCGAAUACCCCCAAGACCCUACCUUGUACGCCAUUGAUGACCAGUAUCUGCUUGGCGAUGCGUUGUUGGUUCAUCCAGUAACUGCACAAGGAGCCCGGGGUGUACAAAUCUAUUUACCUGGCAAAGGAGAGGUUUGGUACGACGUCCACACCCACCAGAAGCUCCACGCCCCGCAGACGUUUUAUCUGACGGUCAGCAUGAGCAGCAUUCCCGUCUACCAACGUGGCGGCAGCAUCGUGGCCCGGAAGGAGCGGGUCCGGCGUUCUUCGGACUGCAUGCAGGACGAUCCAUACACGCUCUACGUUGCUUUGGGGCCUCAGGGAACGGCACAAGGGGAGCUCUUCGUCGACGACGGACACACGUAUAAUUUUGAGACGAAAGGACAGUAUCUGCACCGCCUCUUCCGUUUCUCCGGCAACGUGCUGACGGCCAGUACGGCAGAUCCAAAAGGCAGCUUUGAAACCCCGGCCUGGAUCGAAAGGGUGGUGAUCCUCGGCGCGGGCAAACCGGGGGCCGUCUUUCUCAAACAACAGGGAGCCGGCGAGACCCGCCUGGAUUUCAGCCACGAAGCCGAAUCCUCCGUCUUAACCAUCCGCAAGCCUGCCGUGAACGUCGGAGAAGACUGGAGCAUCUCGCUACGAUAA